Diatraea saccharalis (sugarcane borer) is the source of this 1673-nucleotide messenger RNA. NCBI's taxonomy places the organism in Eukaryota, Metazoa, Arthropoda, Insecta, Lepidoptera, Crambidae. The record is from the annotation of a GenBank genome assembly.
AUAGAAUAAUAUCUUUUUACAACAGAAACCUAAAAAUUUGUACCCACUUGAUUAUGAAUCGUCAGUCAAAAAUGACACCACAUAUUCAAUGUAUGUUGAAAAAUGUGCAUAUUUUUUUACAUAUUUCGAAUGCAGUUGUUACCGGGUUUUUGUGAAAUUGGGCUCGGUGUAUAAUCUGACGGAAGAUGCUUCGCGUGUCGCCUCGUCGAUCGCCAAACGUCAGAACUGAUAAUUUAUAUCAUACUAGUUUUCCGCCAGUGGAUUCGCCCACGUAGUCCUGUAUUAUACAUAAAAAAAAAUAUUUUGAAUCACCCUAUCUAUUUAAGAAAACCACAUCAAAUUCCGUUGCGUAGUUUUAAAGAUCGAAGCAAUUAUCGGGAUAGAUAGACGGAAACCGACUAGUUUUAUGCUAUGUAUUGACGACAUUCAAACUUGCGCAUUCAACGGAAAUUUCGUGGCGUACCAACUCGUACUUCCUUGAGACGCUUGACGGAACUUCAGAAUUGCACCGACCCUUAUUUCUACAUAGGGAAUUUGCGACGGUUGUUUGAGAGGGUAUUGUGUUAUUAUAACUGCAAAUAAUUUGUUACUCAUCCUCGACUUCUUUUUAUGUAUUUAUCACUCGUUAAUAGUUCAAGGUUACUUAAUACUCAAGCGGUACAAUCAAUAGGGCAUAAUAUAAUACAAAACUAAUUUUAACCUUAAUACAUAUGUCGUUAAGUUCAACGAUUAUUCCGGGAAACGGUCGUUUCGUGUUAACCUGUCGUGCUUAUAAGACGGAUCACGUAUACCUAUAACUUCUUAGGCAACUCUAUAGUGAAGUUUAUGAAAAAAAUGUAUUUUUGACAGCAAAAAGCCGAGGCCGGCGACGAGAUGGCAUUGACCCAGGAGGACUUCCUCAUCUGGAGCGUGGAGAGCGCGGACGCGCUGGUGGCGCCCUUCCUGCAGCUGCUGGUGGAGCUGUGCCACGUGGUGCUGGGGCUGCGGCCGCACUGCGCGCACCAGGAGCGGGACAUCGUGCUCGGAUGGCUGCGGCGGGAGGUGCAGCGCGGCUACUCGGUGGGCCAGUUCUGGUACCUGGUGGGCGCGGAGUGGUGGGGCGCCUGGCUCGCCUACACGGCGGGCGGCGACGACGCCUGCUGCCGCGCCGCGCCGCGCCACGUCGACGAGGCCAUCGUCUGCGACGAGAGCUUCACCAGCAACUCCACCGAGUCGAUGGGUUCGCUGCUGUGGCGCGCGGAGACGGCGUCGGUGGGCAGCGCCAGCAGCAGCGGCGUCAGCAGCGCGGCCGCCAACCGGCCGCCCACCCAUCCCGGGCCCGUCCACAACAAACGGCUGCGCGCGCACAACCCGCUCAAGGUGCGCAGCCUGACCGGCGAGGGCGGCCAUCUGCGGCGGGACGUGACGUUGGCGCAGCACCGGGACUUCGAACUGGUCCCGGACGCGCUGUGGCGGGCCCUCGCGCUCUGGUACGGCGGCCCCGACCCGCUGCCCAGACAGGUCAUAAGACCGCCGAACUCUGAUGUGGAAUUAGAAUUGUACCCCCUGGAACUGAAGAUUUUAAGGCACGUACCGAGCACACAAAGUGAGUACCUUUUGAGUCAUACUGUCGUCGACGAUCGUUCGUUUUAAACUUUAGUAAUACAUAUACAAAUAUACGAUACAAAAAUCGA